UAUACACGCAUCUUUAAUUAUAUUUAAAAAAAAAAAAAAUCAAAUGGAUCAAGAAGAGGAGGAGAUCGAGGUCCCUAAGUACUUUCUCUGUCCAAUCUCACUAGAGAUUAUGAAAGAUCCAGUCACAGCCGUUUCAGGCAUAACUUAUGACCGUCAAAGCAUCGUAAAGUGGCUCGAGAAGGUCCCUUCUUGUCCCGUGACGAAGCUGCCUCUUCCUAUAGACUCCGGUCUUACGCCUAACCAUAUGCUUCGCCGUCUGAUCCAACACUGGUGCGUCGAGAACGCGACACGCGGCGUUGUCAGAAUCCCUACGCCUAGAGCUCCUCCGGGGAAGCCUAACGUCAUCGAGGAGAUCAAGAAUCUCGAAAAGUUUGGAGAAGAAGCCUUAGGAAGAGAAGAUACGUUGAAGAAGCUUGAAGUUUUGGCUAUGGAGGGAGAGGGAAAUAGGAGACUAAUGUGUGAAGAAGGCGUGCAUAGGUAUUUGAUCUUGUUCGUAGUCAAGUGUACGUGCGAAGAAGAAGAAGAGGAGGGGCGACGUCGUUUCAAAGAGCGGCUAGAUGAGUCUCUGCGUCUUCUUCACUUGAUCGGUGUUCCAUUAAACGACGCAAGAACAAUCUUGAUCGAAAACGAUCGAAUCUUGGAAUCUUUAACUUGUGUUUUACACCAACAAGACUUCCUCAACAAGGCGUACACAAUUGUGCUGUUGAGGAACCUAACGGAAAAUACUUCCUCUCACAUCGUCGAGAGAUUGAAUCCCGAGGUUUUCAAAGGGAUCAUAGGUUUUCUCAAGGAUGUAGCGAGUAGUUUCAAUCGCAUAAACCCUAGCGUGAGAGACACGGUACAAUCAUCAAACUCUAGCGUGAGACGUAAGGAACCAUCAAAACUUGAUCAUAGAUUGGUUAUUAAACAAGCUCUGACUGCAGCGCUGAUGAUUCUUCUAGAGACCUCAUCGUGGAGCCGGAACCGAACGAUCCUUGUGGAUCUCGGUGCAGUUUCCGAACUCAUCGAACUCGAAAUAAGCACAACCGGAGAGAAGAGAACUACAGAACUCGUGUUGGGAGUUUUGUCACGUUUAUGUUGUUGCGCGGACGGUAGAGCUGAGAUUCUUGCCCAUAGAGGCGGGAUUGCGAUUGUAACAAAGCGGAUAUUAGGGGUUUCAACUGCAGCAGACGAUAGAGCGCUCUCUAUCCUAAGCACAGUGUCCAAAUUCUCGCCGCAAAACGCAGUUGUGGAAGAGAUGGUUUGCGUUGGGACGGUGGAGAAGCUUUGUUCCGUUCUAAGAGUGAACUGUGGUUUGAGCUUGAAGGAAAAAGCGAAAGAGAUACUUAGAGAUCAUUUUGAUGAGUGGAAGAAGUUUCCAUGCAUUGAUGUAACUCUACUUACUAAGCUUCUAAGCUCUUCACCCAAAGAUCUACUACUCACCGAGUCUAACUCAGAAGUUGGUGUUUAGCUUCUUUUUUUCCCCUGUAACUCAAAUUAAGUAUUUAAUCUGCUGGACCCUCGAAACAUAUUUAAGUAUGCAUUUAAUAAGAAUUUAGAGCAAUUUUUCUGCUAUCAU
Messenger RNA from Eutrema salsugineum, 1558 nucleotides. Its product is annotated as E3 ubiquitin-protein ligase PUB24. Gene Ontology annotation, biological process: protein ubiquitination. The transcript has 2 exons. Gene Ontology annotation, molecular function: ubiquitin protein ligase activity. The coding region runs from base 44 to 1450 and encodes 468 amino acids. The record is from RefSeq and is a predicted model, not a curated record. NCBI's taxonomy places the organism in Eukaryota, Viridiplantae, Streptophyta, Magnoliopsida, Brassicales, Brassicaceae.